Messenger RNA from Solanum tuberosum (potato), 1706 nucleotides. Its product is annotated as IRK-interacting protein. The record is from RefSeq and is a predicted model, not a curated record. Lineage: Eukaryota; Viridiplantae; Streptophyta; Magnoliopsida; Solanales; Solanaceae. Bases 132 to 1571 code for a protein of 479 amino acids. The transcript has a single exon. Gene Ontology annotation, biological process: negative gravitropism; response to red or far red light.
GAAAGAUAUGAACUGGAGAGACAAUUAAUUGUAAAAUAAAUCGGUACUAAAAGUAAAUAACUAAACUAGUGGCCUUGACUUGUUAAUCUCUUUCACUCUUGAUCCCAAAAUUGCUGCUACUGUGUUAGAAAAUGGCCAACAAGGUUUCCAAUUUCUCGGAUCUGAUCCAACGUGUCACUGCUUCUUGCUUGCUCCAUCCACUUUCCUCCAACGGCCACAUCUCCGGUGCUCGUGACGCCGACGAAUCUGAAGAUGACAAGUACAGUACCGAAGACGACGACGAAGAAGAAGAAGAACACCCACCUUAUGUGGAAACUCUGGAAAAAUUCCAGAAUUUUGAGGUAAAAAAUGAGGAGAUAAGAACUGAGAAAGUAAUUGAAAUGGAAAUGCUUUUAGGGGAAGUGUUCGAUGCAGUGUCGGCAAUGAAGAAGGCUUACGUUAGUCUACAGGAGGCGCAUUGUCCAUGGGAUCAGGAUAAAAUGCGCGUGGCUGACGUGGCUGUGAUAUCUGAACUGCGAAGGCUUGGAGUGUUGAGGGAAAGAUUCCGGCGGAAUGUCGGCGGUGGAAGUGAAAGAGGGGACUGGAGAGUCGGGGCGGCGACGCUGAGAGAAGUGGUGGCGCCGUAUGAGUCGACCGUGGAAGAACUGAAGCAAGAAGUGAGGGCAAAGGACAUUGAGAUCGAUGAUUUGAAGGAGAAGCUAAAAACGGCGACGUUGCUUAGCAGCAAUAGUGGAAAGAAAAACAAGUCAAAACGAAGAGUUAACUGCAGCAGUCAAGCUCCAGUUAAUAUGUCGCCGGCACCUGACCUGUUCGAAUCUACAGUGAGCUCAGUUAAAGAAGCCUCAAAGUCCUUCACGAGUUUGCUCCUCUCUUUGAUGCGCUCUGCUCACUGGGACAUUGCGGCGGCAGUGAGAUCCAUUGAAGCUGCUUCAUCUAACUCCACCACACCAACGGCGGAUUCAAUUGUCGGAGCCAACCACGCAAAAUACGCACUGGAAUCUUAUGUGAACCGCAAAAUGUUCCAAGGAUUCGAUCACGAGACAUUCUACAUGGACGGAAGCUUGUCAUCACUCCUCCACCCAGACCAGCACCGCCGGGAGUGUUAUACACAGUACAGGGACAUGAAAGCCAUGGACCCAAUGGAACUUCUGGGAAUUCUCCCAACUUGCAGUUUUGGGAACUUCUGUUUCAAGAAGUAUUUGGCCAUUGUACACCCCAAAAUGGAGGAGUCUCUGUUUGGUGAUUUGGAGCAGAGGCGUCAGGUACUGGCUGGGAACCAUCCGAGGAGUCAGUUUUACGGGGAGUUUCUUGGACUAGCAAAGACCGUUUGGCUGCUGCAUUUGCUGGCGUUUUCUUUGGAUCCUCCGCCAAGUCAUUUUGAGGCAAGCAAUGGAUCCGAGUUUCACCCGAAGUACAUGGAUAGUGUGGUGAAGUAUUCCAUUUCCAUGGGGAUAGGAGGGAGAAUGGGUAUGGGUCUAGUUGUUGGGUUUCCAGUUAGUCCGGGGUUUAAGCUUGGAAAUGGAUCAGUUGUUAAGGCUAGGGUUUAUUUAGUCCCCAAAAAUGGGUUUUAAGUUUUUGGGAUGGACAUAAAUUAGUCCAUGCACUACUUGCCUCGUCUCUGUAUUAGUCCUAUUAGUUGGUAUCAAAAUAAAAACUGAUUCAUUUGACUUGGGGAUCGUUUCUAUGCAAACCAAUGAUUGAAAUUA